This is a messenger RNA of Tachysurus fulvidraco (yellow catfish), 3080 nucleotides long. It is a transcript of the gene snx18b, whose product is annotated as sorting nexin 18b. The record is from RefSeq and is a predicted model, not a curated record. Gene Ontology annotation, cellular component: plasma membrane; cytoplasmic vesicle. Gene Ontology annotation, biological process: protein transport; endosomal transport; plasma membrane tubulation. The coding region runs from base 371 to 2038 and encodes 555 amino acids. Gene Ontology annotation, molecular function: protein binding; phosphatidylinositol binding. The transcript is spliced from 3 exons. Lineage: Eukaryota; Metazoa; Chordata; Actinopteri; Siluriformes; Bagridae.
GAAGAAACUGUCGUAUAACGUAAUAAUAAAUGAUAAUAAUAAAAAUUAAGUUAGCUCUAGUUAAUGAACUAUGGGAACCUAAUGAACGUUUAUAUUAGGUUUAUUUUCAGGAUUUCAGUGUUAACUCCACCCUCGAUUAUAGUCUUUGUAUAAGCAUCGUGAAUCAUUUUCGGUUUCGACUCUUUUGUACAAGCUCGUUUAGAGGAAUCAAACCGUGCGAUUUUUAAACCCAUUCAGAAAUAUUUUGUAAACAGAAUUCAAAGUUUGCAAAGAAACGCACUUCUGUGAUAUCUAAGGACUCGCAGAAGUUUUUAAAGGACAUUUGGCAGCUGCGCUUUUAGCAGAAACCCCAAAAAACCAGAAGAAAACGAUGGCGCUCAGAGCGAGAGCUUUAUACGACUUCACUCCUGAAAACCCCGGAGAGAUUUGUGUGGUGGAGAACGAGAUUUUAACUCUAUACAGUGAAGAUGUAGUGGACGGAUGGUUAGAAGGCACAAACAGCCGCGGAGAGUCAGGACUCUUCCCUGCGUCCUACGUGGAGAUCUUAAGCAGUCAGGAUUCAGUACAAGGCAACGGGAAUGCUGGAGAUGUCUACAGCCCCAGGUCCGGAAGUGAGUAUGCCUAUCAAGUAAGAGGGGACACGUCAAGCGAGUCCACACCUCAGAGACACGGUUAUCCGACAAGCCAAGGUAGCGAUGACGACUGGGACGACGACUGGGACGACAACCAGACGACGACGACGACCACGCUGACGACUCACGACCCGAGCGUCCAUCACCUCAAACGCCAACCCGGUCGUGCCAACUCUGUUUCUUCACGUGGCAGUGGUGGCCAGCAAGCCAGAAGCUCAGCUACUGUCGGGAAAAACCUCAACAGGUUUUCCACCUUCGUGAAAUCAGGAGGCGAGGCAUUUGUUUUGGGCGAGGCGUCUGGAUUAGUUAGGGAUUGCGAUCAGAUCUGGGUAGUCAUGGGUCAGUUCGGCCCCGAGUGGCAAGAGAACCCUCAUCCUUUCACGUGCACCAUUGAUGAUCCGACCAAACAGACUAAAUUCAAGGGGAUGAAGAGCUACAUGUCCUAUGGCCUCACGCCCACCCACACACAAAUCCCUGUGAAUCGCCGCUACAAACACUUUGACUGGCUGUACGCACGCCUCGUGGAACGCUUCCCGGUCAUCUCUGUUCCCCACCUUCCAGAGAAGCAGGCCACGGGCCGCUUUGAAGAGGACUUCAUUUGCAAGCGCAGGAAGGGUCUGAUCUGGUGGAUGAACCACAUGACGAGCCACCCGGUUUUAUCCAGGUGUGACGUCUUCCAGCAUUUCCUGACCUGCAGCAGCAGUGACGAAAAAGCCUGGAAGCAGGGCAAGCGCAAGGCAGAGAAAGAUCAUUUAGUGGGCGCAAACUUCUUCCUCACCAUCAUCCCACCGGCCACACCGCUCGACCUCCAAGACGUGGAAAGCAAAGUGGACGGCUUCAAGACAUUCACCAAAAAGAUGGACGAGAACAUCGUGCAAGUUAACGUGAACAUCGGGGAGUUCACCAGAAAGCAGAUGACUGGAUUUAAAAAGGAGUAUCAUAAAGUUGGACAGGCCUUUCGAUUGCUCUGGCAGGCCUUCGAAUUGGACCAGCAGGUGUAUUCAGUCAAGUUGAAUCAAGCAAUGGCGUUCACCGGGGCCGCCUACGAGACCAUUGGGGACUACUUUGCCGAACAACCUCGCCAGGAUCUAGAUCCAGUGUCAGAUCUUUUAGCGAUUUACCAGGGACAUCUAGCAAACUUCCCAGACAUCAUCCACGUUCAGAAAGGAGCUCUGACCAAAGCAAAGGAGAGCCAGAAGGACAAAGACGUCCCGGCGGCUCAGGACAUCCACGAGCGCUGCAACAUCAUCUCCUGUGCCACUCUGGCUGAGAUCCAGCACUUCCAUCGCACCCGAGUACGCGACUUCAAGGCCCAGAUGCAGCACUACCUCCAGCAGCAGAUCUCCUUCUUCCAGAAGAUCACAGCCAAACUGGAGGAGGCGCUGCACAUGUACGACCAGGCGUAAACAAGAAGUGAAUACAGGAACCUUAAAACUCCCAAAAGAACGUCUACAGUCAGAUUUUAAUAUUCCACGCCGUAGACGUUCUCAUCACGUCUCGGACAGAAAAGAUUAGGAUCGUGUGUCCUGAACAUAAUAUUUAGACACAAAUCCAAACAAAAUGCAGCAUGUCUCGCUCUUAUUUUCCAUUUUGUAAGAAAAACAAUAAAGACAUCUUUUUUUUUGCUUUUUUUUUUAAAUAUGGGAAUUUAGCACUCAGAUCAGAAUAAUUCACUGAGUUAUAACAUCAAGAAAUAUAAUAUAAUAUAAAAAAUAAUAUAUAUAAUAAUGAAUAAUAUAAAGUUUAUUCUGAAUAUCCACUAAAUAAAAUUUCUGAAAAUGUUUUUGUCGGUAAAUGUAAAAUAGACAUACCGUAACAUACAUAAAGUUUUAUAACAGUUCUUUAUAAGAGUAAUAAUAUACUAAUAAUGUACUAAUAUACUAAUAAUACGACUAAUAAUGAUCGUAAUCAUAUCAUACGUUGCUCUUAUAUCUGAAUUAAUUCAUCUAAAUUUAUUUAGUGUUCCAUAAAUCUAAAUUCAGAUUUAAGGUUGAAUAACACAGAGUAACAAAAACAAUUAAAACCUAUAAAUAAUAUUUUUUAAAUCCUUUUUUUUUUAAAGUUAGUUAUAAAAAGAUUUUUUUUAGUGGAUAUUCAGAUUGUAUUGUAUUGCACAUGAGUAGAGUCUUUAAAGGCUUUUUUUUAAUUCAGUAACUUUUAUGAUCUAAACCACAUUUGGUUUCCGUUAAGCAGAAACCAAAAGAUUAAAGCGUGCAUUUACACUCUGAACUGUUUUUAACCCGUCAGAGAAAGGCGGGACUCAUCAGCAUGAAAGCUCCUAAUCUAUUUCCUGUGUCUGUAUCUUUACAUCUUUACAUCUUUUCUCACCCUGCUUUUGGCUUGUGGACAAUAUGUCUUUUUUCUAACAGUUGGAAUUUCUGCCUUAGUUCAAUUCCCAUCUUAUUUCCUGAGUCAUUUUUAAAUACAGUUCUGUAUUUAUGAAUCUCA